GGUCUUCUCAUCUGCAAAUUAUUUGUGAAUCUUUGAGAGAAAGAGGAAGACCACGAUCAGAUCGAACCAAGAGAGGGAAACCCUAAACGUAGAAUCGUGGGUUCCUUUCCUUUUUUUCUCUGAAGAUGAGUGAAGAAGGGAAGAGCAGAGGAUUCGUGGGUGGUGAUGACCAGCAACAACAACAACAAUAUGGAACAUUUCAAGGUGUUCCCAGUUAUCCUCAGCCUCAGACGGUGAUCGGAAUCCCUCAGCCGGUUCCCCCGCCGGGUGUGGGUUCCCCUUAUCCUUCUGCUCCUCCUUACUACGCUCACGGCUAUCAAGCCGUUCCAGUUUAUGCAGUUGCUGAAGUAAGACCUGUAAGAGAGCGCCACCUUCCUUGCUGUGGUAUUGGUAUCGGCUGGUUAUUUUUUAUCUCCGGUUUCUUUCUUGCGGCCAUCCCCUGGUAUGUUGGAGCAAUCAUACUGCUUUGUGUCAGGUCGGUAGAUUACAGAGAGAAACCUGGUCUCAUCGCUUGUACCGUUGCUGCUAUUCUCGCCGCAAUUGCUGUCUUUCUUGGUCUAACGAAGGGAACUCAUGACUGGUGAUCCCCCCCGAGGAAGGUUCUACAGAAAAAAUAGAUGUGUACAUUAUACACUGAAUUCUGAAAUAAUCAUUUUGGUGUUGUUAUUAUUAUUAUUAUUUUUCCCAUCUGAUCUUUUGUGCAGGAUUCAAUUUGUUUAAAAAUACUCUAUACUCUCAAAAGUGAUCAUGAAGUUAUCUGGCGUCUGUAUCAAUCUAUACAACAAAUGCUUCUAUGUACGAAACUGCAAUAUAACUUUUUUUAUUUUGUGGA
Telopea speciosissima is the source of this 832-nucleotide messenger RNA. RefSeq names its product 60S ribosomal protein L18a-like protein. NCBI's taxonomy places the organism in Eukaryota, Viridiplantae, Streptophyta, Magnoliopsida, Proteales, Proteaceae. The record is from RefSeq and is a predicted model, not a curated record. Bases 126 to 584 code for a protein of 152 amino acids. The transcript is spliced from 4 exons.